UUUGCACAGCAACAACGUACGGGUGAUCAUUAUAUAGAAAGCACGUACGGUACUCUGAGCUCGCGGCUGGUUAUAACUUAUAUUCUGUGUGUGACAACUGUGGAAUACCGUGAUGAGAACCAAAACAACAACGAUAUAAAAUUAACAAGAUUGAUGAGAACACCGUGAAAUUAAAGCCUAACCAUCACACAAUAUGACAGACGAAAAGAAACGAGAUGAAAGUGCGGGGAAGGAUAAGGUGGCCAUCGAAGACACCGCUUUUGAGGCCCUGGAGAAGGACUUCCAGGAGGUCCUCAAUGAGCUCAUGGGCGAUAAGAGUCUGGAGAAAUUUAGGUCAGAAUACGAGAAGCUCCACCGAGCCCUAAAGAAAUCCCACGAAAGCGAAAAACGGCUGAUGCAUAAAUGCAGGGAGCUCAACGCAGAGAUUGUGGCCAACUCUGCCAAGGUCUCUACCGCCCUCAAACUCUCACAGGAGGACCAGACAACCAUUGCACAAUUAAAGAAGGAGAUUGAGAAAGCCUGGAAGAUGGUCGAUGCAUCCCAAGAGAAGGAACAGAGAGCCAGGGAGACCAUCCAGUCUCUCAAACUAGAGAUCACGAACCUCAGUCGUCUGGUGGAGCAGGGUGCAGGACUUACCAUGGGUCAAGAACACAGUGUAAACGAGCUCCUGAAGGUGAAGGAAGAUCUGACCAAGGAGAGAGACGAACAGCUUUCUGAGAUUGUCAAGCUCCGAGACAACUUGACUGAAGCCAGCAAGAAGCAGACCAAGGCUGAGGAGGACAGGAAUGAAGCUGACAGCAAGAUCGCUGAGCUGAACCAAGACAUCCAGGUCCGCAGCAACGAGGCCCAGAGGGAGCAGCGUCGCAAGGAGAAGGUGGACCGGGAGCUCAAACAAUCCAAGAUGGAGCUGGAACAGAAGACCAACGAGAUAAAGGGUAUGCAGACCCAGUCCGGACGCUACAAGGAUGACAUCUCACGUCUGGAGACGCAGCUCAAAGAACAGAAGAUCCUGUACGAGCGCACCCAGAAGGACACUGACAUCCUGAAUGCCCGUUUCACCAAGCUGCAGCAAGAUUACGAGACCCAGCUUCUCAACUGUGAUGGCCUGGCUCAAGAGAAUCAACACAGGGUCAAUGAACUUAAGGCCAAAGAGGACGAGAUAGGGAACCUGAAGGGUGACACCACUCGCCUCACCAAGAUGCGGGAGACCAUUCAGCGUAAGCUGCGCAACGUGGAGGAGCAGAAGGGAGAGACGGAGCAAGCCAAAGAAACCCUCAAGUCACAGAUUGUUGCACUGGAGAGAGAGAUUGAUUCUAACAAGAAACAAACGGAGAUGGAUCGUAAGGCCAUUGACGACUUGGUCCGUGAGAGGGACAUCCUCAACAAGAACUUGCUCAAGGCUGCCAGCGCCACCCAGAAGCAGCUGAACCUGGUCAAGCUGCAUGAGCAAUCCAAGAAAAACCUGGAGCAGGAGAUUGCCAACUACAAGGAGGAAGCUCAGAAGCAGCGUAAGAUCAUCUACCAGCUGGAGAAGGAGCGUGAUCGCUACAUCAACGAGGCCAGCGACCUCACCCAGAAGGUUCUGCAACACAUGGAGGAUGUGAAGGUGAGAGAGAUGCAGAUCUUUGACUACAAGAAGAAGAUUGCAGAGGCCGAGACCAAGCUAAAGCAGCAGCAGAACCUCUACGAAGCCGUCAGGAGCGACCGUAACCUCUACAGCAAGAACCUCAUUGAGUCACAGGAUGAGAUCACUGAGAUGAAGAGGAAGCUGAAGAUCAUGAACCACCAGAUCGACCAGCUGAAAGAGGAGAUCACCGCCAAGGAGGCUGCCCUUGUCAAGGAACAUCUCGAUCACCAGAGGGUUGAGAAAGAGAAGGAAGCCCUGAAGGCAGAGCUACAGCGUAUGAAGCAGCAGGCUUCAGAGAGCAAGGCUUACAUCGAGGCCCAGGAGGCAGAGGAGAGGAAGCUCCUCAAGAUCAUCUCCGAGGCUGAUGCUGAGAGGCUCAGACAGAAGAAAGAAUUGGACCAGGUCAUCAGCGAGCGUGACAUCCUGGGCACCCAGCUGGUGCGACGCAACGACGAGCUGGCCCUGCUCUAUGAGAAGAUCAAGAUCCAGCACUCCACCCUGGGCAAGGGAGAGCUCCAGUACCGCCAGCGUCUGGAGGACAUCAGGCUCCUCAAGCUCGAGAUCAAGAAGCUCCGCAGGGAGAAGAACAUCCUCAACAAGAAUGUGGCCAAUGUCGAUGACCUCAGGCGUGAAGUGUACCACCUGCAGCGUGAGCUGCUCCGGGAGCGCACCCGUUGCAAGGCCCUGGAGGAGGAGCUGGAGAACCCCAUGAACAUCCACCGCUGGAGGAAGCUGGAGGGAUCCGACCCCAGCACCUACGAGAUGAUCCAGAAGAUACAGACCCUGCAGAAGAGGCUCAUCCAAAAGACGGAGGAGGUGGUGGAGAAAGAGCUCCUCAUCCAGGAGAAGGAGAAGUUGUACGUGGAGCUGAAGCAUAUCCUAGCCCGCCAGCCAGGACCAGAGGUGGCUGAACAGCUUCAGAUCUACCAACAGACACUCAAAGACAAGACCAAACAGCUCAAGGGAAUGGCAUCGGAGCUGAACAUGUACGAAUCCCAGGUCCAAGAGUACAAGUACGAGAUAGAGAGACUCGCCAAGGAGCUGCAGGAUGCCAAGAAGAAGUACUAUGCCCAGAAACGAAAGGAACAGCAAGCAAGAGAGCGGGACAGAGCCUUAGCGCAAGCUGGAGCGCCACCUAUCCAGCCGCAACGAACAGACGGUCCUAGGUUCACAGGAGGGGGCUUCAACUUGAAACAGACCGGGAAAGUAGGCGCUAGCUGAAGACUCUACCCGCCCCCAAUUUAACCCAGCCAUAUUAUUAUAUCUAUUAAGAAUAUUGUAUUCACCAAAUCUAUUUUGUGGAAAAUUAUCACUUGUUACCGCCUAAUAUUGCUAAUAUUUGGUAUUGGCACUUUGCUAUUAAUCAUUAUGUCUGUUCCUGAAGUAAUUAUAGACGUUGUUUUAGAGGGAAGUGAAGAAAUGGGUGGGAACUCCAAUUGAGAAUGUUAAAAUUUGGAAUGAAAUGGUGGUUGACAAAAUUCCCAGCAAUUGCAGCUGGUAGCCUGAAUAUACAGAUUUCAAUAUUCAAUUCUACAAGUACAAUCUAUGAUCUCAUUGUGAUUUUGUUAUCAUUCUCUCAUAUUCCUGGCAAAAACACACCCCAACUGAACCUAGACAAUACAAAAUGAUAAUCCAGUAUACAACCAAAAAUGUGCUUUUUGAAGUGUAAUUCUUAUCAUUCUGCAUUAUACAUGUACAUUUUUCUUUUUCCUUAUCUGAAAGAUAUAAGCUCUUAUCAGUUCAGAGGAUACUACAUAUAUCAAACAUGCAUUUUCUAGAUGGUUUAAUAUAUAUAGUUUAUACAAACAUGCUUGUUUUGCCCAUAUAUUGUAUCACAUAUAUUAUGAAUAACCCAUUCACUUCAAGCCGUCCAUAUCUUUAUUAUAUGCAAAUUGAAGACCUUGCUGUUUAUAUCUUGAAAUAAAAUGAAACUUUCACUGAAAA
This is a messenger RNA of Strongylocentrotus purpuratus (purple sea urchin), 3571 nucleotides long. RefSeq names its product cilia- and flagella-associated protein 58. Gene Ontology annotation, cellular component: cytoskeleton. Lineage: Eukaryota; Metazoa; Echinodermata; Echinoidea; Camarodonta; Strongylocentrotidae. The coding region runs from base 194 to 2848 and encodes 884 amino acids. The record is from RefSeq and is a predicted model, not a curated record. The transcript is spliced from 17 exons.